Molecule: messenger RNA, 2528 nt
Organism: Carlito syrichta (Philippine tarsier)
Lineage: Eukaryota; Metazoa; Chordata; Mammalia; Primates; Tarsiidae
Gene: ANOS1
Product: anosmin 1
Exons: 13
Coding region: 1-2175 (724 amino acids)
Biological process (GO): neuron differentiation
Cellular component (GO): cell surface; extracellular region
Molecular function (GO): peptidase inhibitor activity; protein binding
Source: RefSeq, a predicted model, not a curated record
AUGAAAGAACUUGCUGUGAUACCUUUGAGGGAGGAAAGCACCACAAAUGCUUUUCAAUUUCCCACACACAGAUUCAGACAUCUCCAAUUACUGAGAGGCGGCUCUUCCUUAUUUGACUUCCAGGGUAAAAGACUGCCAGAAGGCAGAGAAAAGUCACAGAUAAGCAAGGCGAAAAAUGAAAAGGAGAGUGACGUAGGACUCCUAUCAGGGUUGGGAGACUUGAAUUUUUUGGAUAACUUGCCUCUCCCACCUCAUCCUAAACCUUUUGACUCAAAGCUGAUGAAUCAAACAAUUGGUUUAUGGAUAGGACUGUGGAAGGCAAUGGCCCUCACAGAUUGGUUUACCUGUCUGGGGUCAGUGGUUUUCAGGAACCCUGCAUCUUUGUUGUGCCUGGAGCCCUGCAAGGAAUCUGGAGACCUGAGGAAACACCAGUGCCAAAGCUUCUGUGAGCCUCUCUUCCCCAAGAAGAACUAUGAAUGCUUGACUAGCUGUGAGUUCCUCAAAUACAUCCUGUUGAUAAAGCAAGGGGAUUGCCCGGCUCCUGAGAAAGCCAGUGGAUUUGCUGCUGCCUGCGUUGAAAGCUGCGAAGUUGACAAUGAGUGCUCUGGGGUGAAGAAAUGUUGUUCUAAUGGGUGUGGACACACCUGCCAAGUUCCCAAGACUCUGUACAAAGGUGUCCCCCUAAAACCCAGAAAAGAAUUACGAUUUACAGAACUGCAGUCUGGACAACUGGAGAUUAAGUGGUCCUCGAAAUUCAAUAUUUCCAUUGAGCCUGUGAUCUACGUAGUACAAAGAAGAUGGAAUUAUGGAAUCCAUCCCAGCGAAGAUGAUGCCACUCAUUGGCAGACUGUGGCCCAGACCACGGACGAGCGGGUUCAACUGACUGACAUAAGACCCAGCAGGUGGUACCAGUUUCGAGUGGCUGCUGUCAAUGUACAUGGGACUCGAGGCUUCACUGCCCCCAGCAAACACUUCCGUUCUUCCAAAGAUCCAUCUGCCCCACCAGCACCAGCUAACCUCCGGCUGGUCAACUCCACCAUCAAUAGUGACGGGAGUGUGACUGUUACUAUUGUUUGGGAUCUCCCUGAGGAACCAGAUAUCCCUGUGCAUCACUACAAAGUAUUUUGGAGCUGGACGGUCAGCAGCAAGUCUCUAGUUCCCACGAAGAAGAAGCGGAGAAAGACUACAGAUGGGUUACAGAAUUCUGUGAUCCUGGAGAAACUUCAGCCAGACUGUGACUAUGUUGUGGAAUUGCAGGCCAUAACAUACUGGGGGCAGACUCGGCUAAAGAGUGCAAAGGUAUCCCUUCACUUCACAUCUACACAUGCAGCCACCAACAAAGAACAGCUUGGGAAAACUAGAAAAGGUGGGAUUCAAAUACAGCCCCCUUUUCAAAAAAGGCGGCCCACUCGCCCGCUGGAAAUUGGAGCUCCGUUCUAUCAGGACAACCAACUGCAAGUCAAAGUCUACUGGAAGAAGACUGAAGAUCCCAAUAUCAACCGAUACCAUGUGCAGUGGCUUCCAGAAGUAUGUGCCCACAACAAAACAGCUGGAUUGGAGACAUCAUCUGGCAUGACCCAUGAAAAUUAUAUAAUUCUUCAAGAUCUGUCAUUUUCCUGCAAAUAUAAGGUGACAGUCCAACCAAUUCAGCCAAAGGGUCACUCGAAGGCAGAAACCGUUUUCUUUACCACUCCGCCAUGCUCUGCUCUUAAGGGGAAAAGCCACAAGCCCAUGAGUUGCCCUGGUGAAGCAGGUCAUGUUCUUUCCAAGGUGCUAGCCAAGCCAGAGAACCUUUCUGCCUCAUUCAUCGUCCAGGAUGUUAACAUCACCGGCCACUUUUCUUGGAAGAUGGCCAAGGCCAAUCUCUAUCAGCCUAUGACUGGGUUUCAAGUGACUUGGGCUGAGGUCACUACAGAGAGCAGGCAGAACAGUCUCCCCAACAGCAUUAUUUCACAGUCCCAAAUCCUGCCUUCAGAUCAUUAUGUCCUAACAGUGCCCAAUCUGAGGCCAUCCACCCUUUAUCGACUGGAAGUACAAGUGUUGACCACAGGAGGGGAGGGGCCUGCCACCAUCAAAACAUUCCGGACACCUGACCUCCCGCCCUCUGCAGCACACAGACCCCAUCUUAAACAUCAUCAUCCGCAUCAUUACAAGCCUUCUCCAGAAAGAUAUUAAACUAUUCAAUAAGAUUUUAAAAAGUUGCACAGAUGUGUAAGCUUGUUGAACUUCAGUCAGUAAACAUGUGUAUAGAGGCAGUAGGAACUUCUCAGAGGCUUGGACUCUCCUAUGUAACUUUAGUGCAAUAAGUACUUCUGUCAAUCAUGGAUGCAUCUGGAAACAAAGUGACAAAUAGUCAAUCAAUGAAGAUGGAUAUCAAUCCCCUAUGAGAAUGGAGAAAAUGAAAAAGGCAUAUUUAACUCUAAAUUUUGUUUUCAGAUACGGUUUUGUUCAUCUCUAUUAAAACAUGGCAGAACAGAGAUUUCUCUGAAUUUGGAGUAGCAAAUUCUCAGAAAAGUAGAGUAACACAU